Molecule: messenger RNA, 3967 nt
Organism: Mercurialis annua (annual mercury)
Lineage: Eukaryota; Viridiplantae; Streptophyta; Magnoliopsida; Malpighiales; Euphorbiaceae
Product: DNA polymerase delta catalytic subunit
Exons: 31
Coding region: 149-3430 (1093 amino acids)
Biological process (GO): base-excision repair, gap-filling; nucleotide-excision repair, DNA gap filling; DNA-templated DNA replication
Cellular component (GO): delta DNA polymerase complex
Molecular function (GO): 3'-5'-DNA exonuclease activity; DNA binding; nucleotide binding
Source: RefSeq, a predicted model, not a curated record
GGUUAUUCCAAAUGGAUCUUCUCUAAACUCGAAACCAGUACCCGCAAAACCUAAAUCCAUUUACAAUAUAUUUAUUUUCCCUCGCUUUCUCUCUUAUCCCUCAGUACUGCAAACACAAAAAUCCCGCCAAAAAGCGAUCUCCGUCAAAAUGAAUCGAAACGCUAACGCAAAGAAACGGCCGCCACCGUCGACACCGCGACCGCAGCCAGCCGCCAAGCUUCAAGCCACUACACCAACACGGACCGGAGAAGAAGAAUUCGUAGACGAAGAUGUAUUUCUCGAAGAAACCCUCAUUGCCGAAGACGAAGAGAAUCUCAUCCUCCGAUACGUCGAGAAACACGAAGCUUUCGCUUCUAGGUUAACUAAAUGGGCCCGUCCUCCGCUCUCUCAUGCUUACGUGUCUCAAUCUCAGAGCAUCUUAUUUCAGCAAUUGGAGAUUGAUUAUGUGAUUGGAGAAAGUAAUAGGGAACUUUUGCCAGAUAGGUCAGGUCCUGCUGCUAUUAUCAGAAUUUUUGGUGUUACAAGGGAAGGGCAUAGUGUGUGCUGCAAUGUUCAUGGAUUUGAGCCAUAUUUUUAUAUAAGCUGCCCUAAUGGAAUGGGCCCUGAUGACAUCUCUAGUAUCCAACAUAUUCUCGAGGGAAGGAUGAGAGAGGCCAAUAGGAGUAGUAAAAUUUCGAAAUUUAUUCGGAAAAUUGAAGUUUUGCAAAGAAGGAGCAUUAUGUAUUAUCAGCAGCAGCAAUCUCAUCCUUUCCUGAAGAUAGUCGUUGCAUUGCCAACAAUGGUUGCCAGCUGCCGUGGGAUUCUUGACAAAGGCAUACACAUUGAUGGCUUUGGUAUGAAGAGCUUCAUGACAUACGAAAGCAAUGUUCUUUUUGCCCUUCGCUUCAUGAUUGAUUGCAAUGUUGUUGGUGGAAAUUGGAUUGAAGUGCCUGCUGGUAAAUACAAGAAAACAUCAAAGAACUUGUCCUAUUGCCAAUUAGAGUUUGACUGCUUGUAUUCAGAAUUGAUCAGCCAUGCCCCUGAAGGCGAGUUCUCGAAAAUGGCCCCAUUUCGAAUAUUGAGUUUUGAUAUUGAGUGUGCUGGUCGUAAGGGUCAUUUUCCUGAGCCUAGUCAUGAUCCUGUUAUUCAGGUGGCCAAUCUAGUCACUUUGCAGGGAGAGGAUCAGCCACUUAUUCGUAAUGUCAUGACCUUAAACUCAUGCUCUCCUAUAGUUGGAGUGGAUGUAAUGUCAUUUGAUACAGAAAGAGAAGUUUUGCUGGCUUGGAGGGAUUUUGUUCGCGAAGUGGACCCUGACAUUGUAAUUGGGUACAAUAUCUGCAAAUUUGACUUGCCAUAUCUCAUUGAGAGAGCUCAAACUUUGGGAAUAGCAGAAUUUCCUAUUUUAGGCCGCAUUAGGAAUAGCAUGGUUCGGGUCAAAGAUGCGACUUUUUCUUCAAGACAGUAUGGAACAAGAGAAAGUAAAGAAGUUACAUUGGAAGGGAGAGUUCAAUUUGAUUUGCUUCAGGCCAUGCAACGUGACUACAAAUUAAGUUCUUACUCUUUAAAUUCUGUCUCAGCACACUUCCUAUCUGAGCAGAAAGAAGAUGUGCACCACUCCAUCAUAUCAGAUCUCCAGAAUGGAAAUGCAGAAACUAGAAGGCGGCUUGCUGUAUAUUGCUUGAAGGAUGCUUAUCUUCCUCAGCGACUCCUGGAUAAGCUGAUGUACAUUUAUAACUAUGUAGAAAUGGCUCGUGUUACAGGUGUCCCAAUAUCUUUCCUUCUCUCCAGGGGACAAAGUAUUAAGGUGCUCUCUCAACUCUUGAGGAAGGCUAAACAGAAGAACCUUGUUAUUCCUAAUGUCAAACAGGCAGGAUCAUCUGAACAAGGAACUUACGAAGGCGCCACUGUUUUGGAGGCAAAUGCAGGAUUCUACGAAAAGCCUAUUGCAACCCUGGAUUUUGCGUCUCUGUAUCCUUCAAUAAUGAUGGCAUAUAAUCUUUGUUACUGCAGUUUGGUAACUCCUGAUGAUGUUCGUAAAUUAAACCUUCCACCUGAAUGUGUCAACAAAACUCCAUCUGGUGAAAUAUUUGUCAAAUCAAGUCUGCAAAAGGGAAUUCUACCAGAAAUUCUUGAAGAAUUGUUAGCUGCUCGCAGAAGGGCAAAAGCAGAUCUGAAGGAAGCCAAGGAUCCACUGGAGAAGGCUGUUCUGGAUGGUAGGCAAUUAGCUUUAAAAAUUAGUGCAAAUUCCGUAUAUGGGUUUACAGGAGCUACAAUUGGUCAAUUACCCUGUUUAGAGAUAUCAUCAAGUGUUACAAGCUACGGUCGACAAAUGAUUGAACACACCAAAAAACUUGUGGAAGACAAAUUUACUAUAAUGGGGGGCUAUGAGCACAAUGCUGAGGUCAUAUAUGGGGACACAGAUUCGGUUAUGGUUCAAUUUGGUGUUCCUACUGUAGAAGAAGCGAUGAAACUAGGAAGAGAAGCCGCUGAACAUAUCAGUGGGACUUUCAUAAAACCCAUCAAGCUAGAGUUUGAGAAGGUCUAUUUUCCCUAUCUGUUGAUUAGUAAGAAGAGAUAUGCAGGUUUAUACUGGACAAAUCCAGAAAAAUUUGACAAAAUGGAUACUAAAGGCAUUGAAACAGUUCGAAGAGACAACUGUUUAUUGGUAAAAAACCUUGUAAAUGAGUGCCUUCACAAGUUACUAAUUGACAGAGAUGUGCCAGGUGCAGUUCAGUUUGUCAAGAAUACUAUCUCGGAUCUUCUCAUGAACCGGAUGGAUUUGUCACUUCUGGUUAUCACUAAGGGCUUGACAAAGACUGGAGAUGACUAUGAAGUAAAGGCAGCUCAUGUAGAACUUGCUGAACGCAUGCGCAAGAGAGAUCCUGCUACUGCUCCAAAUGUUGGAGAUCGAGUGCCUUAUGUCAUUAUAAAAGCUUCGAAAGGCGCUAAGGCUUAUGAGAAAUCAGAGGAUCCUAUCUAUGUCCUAGAAAAUAACAUUCCGAUUGACCCCAACUAUUAUCUUGAAAAUCAAAUUAGCAAGCCGCUUCUAAGAAUUUUUGAGCCCAUUUUGAAGAAUGCCAGCAAGGAACUUCUCCAUGGAAGUCAUACAAGAUCUAUCUCAAUCUCCACUCCUUCAACUGGUGGCAUCAUGAAAUUUGCUAAGAAGCAGCUCACUUGCAUUGGUUGCAAAGCUCUAAUUAGCAAUUCAGAUCAAAAUCUCUGCUCACACUGCAAAGGAAGAGAAGCAGAACUAUACUGCAAAACUGUUUCUCAAGUGUCUGAUCUAGAGUUGCUAUUUGGGAGGCUGUGGACACAGUGCCAAGAAUGCCAGGGCUCUCUUCAUCAGGAUGUGCUUUGCACGAGCCGGGAUUGCCCAAUAUUUUAUCGAAGAAAGAAGGCACAAAAGGACAUGGCUGAAGCCAAGCGGCAGUUAGAUAGAUGGAACUUUUAAUAGGCUAACAAGUAUUCAAGCAGGGGAUGUUUCUUAGCUUAGGAAAACACAAACUCGGCUUGCUGGAGAGGCUUUUCAGUGGUGCUGGGAAUCGAUAAACUGACAGACAGUCGGAAAAUUAGAGACAUGAAGCAUACAUAUAGGAGAUGCAAAUCGGAGACAUGAAGCAUAACAGGACACUAAACCCUAACAAGAUUGAGUAGGUUUUCCUUGGGUUUUUGAUUGGGAAGUUGAUGAUGGGACUACGCUUCUGAUAUAGGGUGCUUAAUGCAGUAUUUGUAACAUUCCUUAGCUUUGUAAUUCUCUCUAGGGUAAUCUGAAACCAAUUAUUUGGAGAGUUUGUAUUUAAAAUUGUAAACUCAUUUUGAAUCUCAGUUUUCCCUGAGCCUGAACUCAUGCAAUAUUGAAUUUGAAACUGUCUGUAAACCAUAGCAAUGAUGUGUUACCAUAUUAUUGCUAAUGCCCUUCGGCACUUUUUGAAGCGGUGAAGAAACCACUUGCUAUCCGGAGAUUCAAUACAAAGAGUGAAUUCACUGA